Messenger RNA from Ambispora gerdemannii, 333 nucleotides. The record is from the annotation of a GenBank genome assembly. NCBI's taxonomy places the organism in Eukaryota, Fungi, Glomeromycota, Glomeromycetes, Archaeosporales, Ambisporaceae.
AUGGCUACUGCAAUCCCCAAUGGUCUUGUUCUCGAGGCUGAAGGACAAGAAGCCUUUCACGAAAUGAGCCGACGAGAACGAAGAUUUAACACCUUGCCAGACAAUCCGGCAAGACUUAUUUACAUCCAAGCGCUUGUGGAUAGUAAAAAGACUGAUCGUAAAAAAUCGGACCUUGAACGAGAACAAAUUUACGGUGCAAUCUAUUUGGCCACUCUGAUUUCACUAACUGUUCUUAGUGCAACCGUUUAUAAGGAGAUAUUGAAAGUUUUUUCUGGUAUUUUGAAUGCCUUGAUGUUAGAGAGGGGCAAUCUUGAAUAUUUUCGCAUUUUUUAG